AUGUCUGGCGUAUCAAAGGUCACACGAGGUCACACCGCUGUGGACUCAGCUUUGCUCACGACUGCGUCUGCCCUGCACGACGACAUCACGCCGCUGGAGUACCGCACGUGGCACUGCUUCGAAACGCCGCCAGACCUGCCGUUCCUGACCGUCGCCUGGGUCGGCUACUCGAUCUCUUCGUCGCCGGCCUCACCGGCAACACCCGUCUGCUACGUCGUCUUUUCCGCGACGCGCAUGCGCACCGUCACCAACAUCCUUAUCGCCAACAUGGCGGCCGGCGACCUGCUCAUUGCCUGCCUCUGCAUGCCCUUCACGUUCCCCACCUUGGUCGUGUCGGCUUCUGGCGGUUUCCGUCUUCGUGUCGGCGGUACACGCUUCGUGGCCAUCUCUGCAGACCGCUACACGGCCAUCGUGCACCCGCUGGUGUCGCGCGGCUCGCGGCUGCGGACGCGCAUCGUGCUGCUGGUGUGGGAGGGGAACGGGCGGCGCUACUACACGGUGGUGGUGAUGUUGCUGCAGUACUUCCUGCCGGUGACCGUGCUGGCCGUGACGUACGGCAGGAUCGCGCUGGAAGUGUGGGGUCGUAGCUCGCCCUUCAUCAGGAGUCAGGAUGUCAGGGAGAUCAGGCUGGCGCGCGCCAAGCGGAAG
Messenger RNA from Pollicipes pollicipes, 648 nucleotides. RefSeq names its product RYamide receptor-like. Gene Ontology annotation, molecular function: G protein-coupled receptor activity. Gene Ontology annotation, biological process: G protein-coupled receptor signaling pathway. NCBI's taxonomy places the organism in Eukaryota, Metazoa, Arthropoda, Thecostraca, Pollicipedomorpha, Pollicipedidae. The annotation marks the transcript as partial. Gene Ontology annotation, cellular component: plasma membrane. The record is from RefSeq and is a predicted model, not a curated record. The transcript has 3 exons.